CACAGCUACAACCUCGAUCAUGUGCGGUGCGUAUGGUCCUUGUCGUCUGUCAUUCCCAAGCUGCUUCCCCGCCUGUCCAACGAAGUGGCCGUCGGGGACCUCUUAGAGGAUGCGGACGCACUUCGAUCGCGGCACAAGAGAGCCUGCGUCUGGCAAGUUCAACAUUGAACCCGCCUACGCUUAUCUGCGGCUCUCCGAUAUAGGCGAAUACUGGAUAGACUUCCCCAUACAUAUAUUUGAGUUUCGACAUGCCCUCCUAAGCCCGUCCUCUCUGCUCAAUUAUUCAAACAAUUCUCAUUUGACUACCAUAUUCCUUCACCCGUUCUUGAUUUGACACUAUCAGGAUGGAUACUUCAAAGCGUGUCGUCAUUAUCGGUGCUGGCAUCGUGGGGACCAACCUUGCGGAUGAGCUUGUCUCUCGAGGAUGGAAGAAUAUCACAGUCGUCGAGCAAGGCCCUUUACAAAUGCCUGGAGGCUCAACUUCACAUGCUCCCGGUCUAGUCUUUCAAACCAAUCCUUCAAAGACAAUGACUCUCUUCGCAAAGUACACGGUUGAAAAACUGCUGGCACUUGAGAAGGACGGAACCAGCUGCUUCAAUCAGCUUGGUGGUCUCGAAGUAGCCACGACGCCGGAACGCCUCCAAGAACUCCGCCGCAAGCAUGGCUAUGCCCAGUCAUGGGGAAUUGAGGCGCACAUCAUCAGUGCAGACGAGUGCAUCAACAAGUACCCCUCGUUAAACCCCCAGCUCAUCCUCGGUGGACUUUAUAUUCCAAGUGACGGAUUGGCAUUAGCAGCCCGCGCAACGCAGAUACUUAUCGAGAGCACGCGCCAAUCUGGAGUGAGAUAUCUCGAGAGCACGCUUGUCACAGGAAUUCAAACGGAGAACAGUCAUGUGACGGGCGUGGAAACCGACAAGGGAGUUGUUCCUGCAGAUAUAAUCGUUUCCUGCGCUGGGUUCUGGGGUGUAGAAAUCGGAGCCAUGGUCGGACUAAAGGUUCCCCUCCUUCCAUUGGCGCACCAAUACGCAAAGACUACAGCUGUCCCGCAUCUAGUUGGCCGCGAAGCCAAUACAAGAAUUAAUGCCAUGAAUGCAGAGCUCCCUAUCUUACGACACCAGGAUCAAGACCUAUAUUACCGCGAGCACGGUGAGCAAUAUGGAAUUGGCUACUACGGCCACCGACCCAUGCCGAUCGUUGCAUCCUCUCUAGGCGUCACUAGCGCACAUGUCGACGAAAAGAACAUGCCCUCAAGACUCGACUUUACUCCCGAAGACUUCGCCCCAGCCUGGGAGGCUACAAAGGAGCUGCUUCCCGCCCUUAGAGAGACGGAAAUCGCAGAAGGAUUCAACGGUAUUUUCUCUUUUACCCCCGAUGGAGGAUCACUUGUUGGCCAAGCUCCCCACCUUGAUGGGUUUUACGUUGCGGAAGCUGUUUGGGUGACACAUUCGGCCGGAGUAGCUCGCGCGGUUGCAGAGAUCCUUACCGAAGGCCGAUCGAGCAUCGACAUUGCUGAGUGCGAGUUGACUCGCUUCGAAGAUGUCCAGCUAAGUCCGGAAUAUGUCAGUGAGACAUCACAGCAAAACUUUGUCGAAAUUUACGACAUAAUCCAUCCGUUAGCACCAAAGGUUUCACCAAGAGAUUUGCGCGUCAGUCCUUUUCAUGCGCGGCAAAAAGAGCUGGGUGCAUUCUUUCUGGAGGUAGGUGGGUGGGAGCGGCCACAUUGGUAUCAAGCGAAUGAACACCUUUUGAAGACUUUGCCGGAUCCAUGGCGGCCCGUCCAGCGAGAUGCAUGGUCAUCCAAGUUCUACUCACCGAUCGCCGCCGUCGAGGCAUGGAAGACACGCCAUGCAGUUGCUGUCUAUGACAUGACGACGUUUCAUCGUUUCGAAAUCAACGGUCCUGGAGCUUUGAAAUUAUUGCAGUACCUCACUACAAGCGACAUCUCCAAACCCGUUGGCACCAUCACGCACACAUUGCUUCUCAAUUCCCAGGGUGGCAUUUUGAGCGAUUUGUUCAUAUCGAGAAUUGGAGAUCACCUUUUCCAGAUUGGCGCCAAUACUGCCACCGAUUUGGCCUAUCUCUUACGACAUGCUCGCAAGCAAUCGCAACGCAGUCCAAGCUUGUGGUGCCAAGUACGAGACAUUACCGGUAGUACCUGUUGCCUGGGCCUCUGGGGCCCUCGAGCGCUAGACGUCAUAGGCGAAGUCAGUUCGGAGGACUUCUCUGACGCUGGCUUUCCUUACAUGACGGUGAAAAGGACAAGCAUCGCGGGAAUUCCCGUAACCUUGUUCCGCAAAUCUUUCGUUGGGGAAUUCGGAUGGGAGAUCCAGACCUCACCUGACUUUGGGCAAAGGUUAUGGGACAUGAUAUGGCAAGCUGGCAAACAUCACGGGCUGAUCGCCGCUGGUCGUGCUGCAUUCAACAGCCUCCGGCUAGAAAAAGGUAUUAGAAUCACGGGCUCCGAUAUGACUUCCGAACACAAUCCUUAUGAGGCUGGUGCGUUGUAUGCGGUCCAAAAAAACAAGAAGGAUGACUAUGUUGGCAAGUCCGCCCUGAGAUCAGCUGCAACAAGGGCAUCAGCUCGGCGUCUAGCCUGUAUCACCAUUGACGAUAGUCAAUCCAUGAUAAUGGGCAAAGAACCUGUGUUCUACCAAGGCAAAGCGGUGGGUUACGUUACAACCGCUGCUUUCGGUUUUACUGUACGCAAACCUGUUGCAUAUGCCUGGCUGCCUCGAGGGUUAGAGCGGGGGGACAAGGUCGAAGUGGAAUACUUUGGAACAACCAUCAAAGCUACCGUUGUAGGAGAUCCGUUGUAUGACCCAGAAGAGACUCGAUUGUCAAAGACCCCCUCAAAAACCUCCUCACAGGAUUUACACACAACGCCCCCGAAAGUGUUGAAGUCACUUUUGUAGGACGUAAU
Molecule: messenger RNA, 2920 nt
Organism: Aaosphaeria arxii CBS 175.79
Lineage: Eukaryota; Fungi; Ascomycota; Dothideomycetes; Pleosporales
Product: glycine cleavage T protein-like protein
Exons: 1
Coding region: 345-2912 (855 amino acids)
Cellular component (GO): mitochondrion
Molecular function (GO): protein binding; oxidoreductase activity
Source: RefSeq, a predicted model, not a curated record